GUUCCAGGCAACCAUUCCACCCUCCCCUUUGAAAACCAAACCUCCAUCCUUCCUUGCAGAGAUUCUCCUCUUGCCCGCCUCCCCUCAAAUACCUCUCCUCAGCUGAUUGGUUUAGCCCACUGUAUUUUCUAAAAAUCCCUUCGCUCUGCUCCUCCCUCUUCUCUCAUCCCCAGGGCUGCUUUGUGUCUGCCCCAUUCUUCUGCAGCCAGCUGCCUGUCUCAAGUUGUGCCUUAAUCUACAGGGCUUUCAUCUGCCCCCCCAGCAUCUCCUUCAAGGAGCUCUUUGGUUCUCCACAACUCUCCUGUAGCUUUUCUCCAGGCGUGACUCCCACCACAAUGGUGAGAUUGUCCAAACCCAAAACUUUUCAGGCCUAUCUGGACAACUGUCACCGUCGCUACAGUUGUGUGCAUUGCCGGGCCCACCUGGCCAAUCACGACGACCUCAUCUCCAAGUCUUUUCAAGGAAGCCAAGGACGGGCCUACCUCUUCAACUCUGUAGUGAAUGUUGGAUGUGGCCCAGCAGAGGAACGUGUUUUGCUGACGGGCCUGCAUGCUGUAGCUGAUAUAUACUGUGAAAACUGCAAGACCACCCUUGGAUGGAAAUAUGAACAGGCCUUUGAGACUAGCCAGAAAUACAAGGAGGGCAAAUUCAUAAUUGAAUUGAACCACAUGAUUAAGGACAAUGGCUGGGAUUGAAAGACAACCAGCAUCUUUGGACAACUGUAUGUAGGGGGUGGAGCCUAAGAAAUGUCAAAUUUCCACCAAACCUACUUCUACCUUCUCAACCAUUGGAUUGCCAUCCCAGGCACCUCCAGGGGCACCUGAGUUGUGAAGGAGGAGGUGGUGCUCCUGCCAGAGACACAUACGCACAGCUCAGACAUGUUAACUUCCUGUGGCAAAAGGUGGAAGCUCCGGAACACCUUUAGGUCAGGGACUGUGUGCAAGCAGGACUACGGCUGGCUCUGUUGUCCAGAGAGUCUGUAUUAAGAGAAAUACGGAGGGGAAAUGUACACUGUGAGGGGGAAGGGAAAUGUUAGGCGUGUACAGUACUUGUGUGUGUGUGUGUAUGUAUUAUAUAAAUAAAAGUAUUGAAGUGA
This is a messenger RNA of Pseudonaja textilis, 1096 nucleotides long. The record is from RefSeq and is a predicted model, not a curated record. NCBI's taxonomy places the organism in Eukaryota, Metazoa, Chordata, Lepidosauria, Squamata, Elapidae.